This is a messenger RNA of Physella acuta, 1419 nucleotides long. Its product is annotated as ceramide phosphoethanolamine synthase-like. The record is from RefSeq and is a predicted model, not a curated record. Lineage: Eukaryota; Metazoa; Mollusca; Gastropoda; Physidae.
ACAAAAAAAAAUGUUAAGUAAGUCUUUAACCUCUUUGACUUUGUUACACUUCGAUUAUCGAUCUCAAGGAAGGUUAAACAUAACGAGAGAAAAAUAAGAGUUCGAUGAAUGAAAAAUAAUCAAUGAACGGAUUAUCGAUCAAACAGAUUUUGAAAUGUACUCUCUCACUUGACGAGGGUUUGGCUAGAGCGUGGACGCUGAGCGACACGUCAACUCUGGAACAAUGCUGGACCAGGCUGGAGAUUACAGGAAACUGCAUCUAAGGUUGGACGGCCACAAAUGGUCGUUAUGUCCUUGUCCAGAGCUGACCGCAUACUGGACGCCCCCGCCGUCCUGGCCAAGAAGAAUUCUCUGUGAAAGUAAAUAUUUUUCCGGCAGCUUGACCAAAAACUGCUGGAUCAUCCUAGUGACGCUACUUCUGACCUACUUUUUCAUCAUGGACGUGUUUCUCUUUGACCGGUUUAGAACUGCCGAUCUCGUGAAAGAUUCUCGCGCGGGUUCCCCGGACGAGAUCUACACACCCUUCACGCACCUGUCCAUCAAAGGUCUACUCAACGACCACCCCAGUCAAUUCAUCAUAGCGCCCAGCACCGAAUACUUCGAACUUCUCACACACUUCAGCUCCGUCUUCUACUUCAUCUCUCCCAACAUGAUCUCCGCAGCGCACCUCAUUUGCGGGUUCCUAUCCGGUAAACUCAUGUCAUCGGACCAUCUCUACGACCGACGUAUCGGGGUGGUGCUCUUCGAGUUCAGGACCUGGCUUGACGCCUUUGACGGCACGGUCCACCGGGCUCAAGCCGGGCUUCACCUCCAGUACCACUCCAACCACUCCACUUCCGGGUACAUCAUCGACUCGACUUUCGACACCCUCGGCGGAUGUUUCCUUUCGUUCGGGAUUUUCUUUUAUUUAUUGAAACGCUUCCGAUCCCCGAAAUCGCCGCCACCAGCAUGGCCUAAGCAAGAGAACAGCAUAGAGGUGGGCGUGGAGGAACCUGUACGAACAUGCAGUGAUGGCUACAGUGUGAAGUACUUAUUCUGGAAGGCUUUUAGUUUUGGUUUGUGUUUGGGUGUAGCCGCGAAAGGCUGGGACCAGGCGGUCGAGGAUUUCAGUCAAGUUUUUCAAGUGCAGUUGGAGAAUCCCACCAAGUCGCUUCUCCAGUUCAACCUCUGCCACUCGUAUUCAUCUAUAAUCCUCUUCUAUUUAUGGAGGCUAUUUGGCGGACAGUCAAUUCUUAACUACAUACUUAUUGCUAUUUAUAUGGACAAAACAUGGGAGUUUCUCCGGUACACCCAAUGGAUUCUACUGGGGGUGGCCAGUGUCUUGUUCGCUGUCACAACUUUAUACAUACACCAUGUGAAAGGGUUACUACUAUUAUAAAUAGGCCUACACAAAUAUGUCUGAAUAUAUGUGUUUUCUAU